AUGCCUCGGAGUCGGAGCCAUCCCAAACUAAGCUCGCCUUGCUCCCCGAAGGCCGUCCACAAGGUCAUCUCCCGCUUCUCCCCCGAGAAGAAGCAGCUCGUGCGGUCAAUCGGUUUCGGGGGCCUGCUGGAGCUGCCACUGCACAGGAAGGUCGGCCACAGGUUCUCCCUGUGGCUCCUCACCAAGGUAGCACGAGAUGCCGCUGGUGCUCAACCUGCAGCAGCCGGCAAAGUAGCCGGCAUACCGUUCUACCCACACGACGUCAGCAAAGUGUUCGGCGUGCCUUCCGGAGGACGCCCGGUGCCCAAGAAGGAUCAGGGUCAGGUGCUGGUCUCCGACGAGGCCAAGGCGACCGUGCGCGGCACGCUCGGCUUGGACGAAGGAGAUGACAGCAGACUCAGAAUCCUGCAUGCUGCAAAGCAUGUACUGAAGAAGAAAUUCCGUCGGGGAAUGGCGGAGAAGGACGGGGCUGCAUUCAAGGUCGCGUUCGUGGUCUUCGUGGUGGAGAAUCUGCUGGCUCCAAGGGAGGUGGACUCUGUAUCCCUGGACUACUUCAUGGCCCUGCGGCGUCCCGAUGAGAUUCAGACGUAUGAUUGGUCCGAGUACGUGAUCCGUGUCAUACUGGACUCUGCCCGCGAAGUUCAGGCCGCUCUCGCUCAGGGGCAGCCCGUGGAGAAUCUGUUUGGGUGCAUUCUUUUCUUACAGGUAGGCACUAGGCAGGGCGUUACACUUGGUUUUUGGGGAUGCAGUGGUUGCUGA
Triticum turgidum subsp. durum (durum wheat) is the source of this 759-nucleotide messenger RNA. NCBI's taxonomy places the organism in Eukaryota, Viridiplantae, Streptophyta, Magnoliopsida, Poales, Poaceae. The record is from the annotation of a GenBank genome assembly.